ACUGCUGGAAACGAGACGCACUACUGGACAGUGAAUGAGUUCAUUUAGUUGCAAAGCGGGAAAACCCGUGUCCUUUACAAGAAGUUCGGAUUCUGCUUCUCUCUUCGCCCGUGAAUUCGGCUUUGAUCGAGAGAGUUUCUAUGAGUGCUAGUGUUGUCCUGGAUAAUGGGUCACUUGUAUAUUCUCGUUUGCUGAUCGGAUGCUGCAACGGGAGAAAAUCUCUGUCGCCGCACAAUUGCUCUCCUGAAACUGAUCGGGCGCGCGAUCUUGUGCCGCCAUGCUAGAAUUUAUAUAUUGAUGCGAACAACUCUGGAGGACUUCAAUCUAGUGCGAUCAGCAGUUUAGGACCGUUGAGUUCUUUUUUGAGAAGAGCAGGGAAACGGCGCUGGCGUCCUCCUGUGGUAGAACGAAAAGUUGCCUUCUAGAAUACUUGCAAAAAAGUUUCGUACGGUGAAUUUAUUGUGGCAAAGAUGUGCUAAAAUCAACAAUUUCGAAAUUGAUACAAAUCAGUUUAUUCGUGGUAUCAAGUGUGAUAGAAAAAAUCACGUGGUUGUGUAACGGUGAUUGUUCUAAUAUCUGGAAUCAAAAAUUCUAUUGUUCGUGGAAUUUGUUUCGAACUGAGUAACACAAAUCUAACAUGGCUCCAAAACCACAAGAAAAUAUUUCGGUAGUGCACGCCGGGGACGACGACAUGCCGGGAUCAUUGAAUAAUGCGAGCAGUCUGGGCAAUCUUAGCAAUAACCUGAAAUUGAACGGCUUCAUCAACAAUGGCUUCGUUUCGGACUGUCCUGUCAUGGCGGAUAAGAAUGAUAAAACAAAGGAGCCUGAUUUGAAACAAAAAAAUGGUAAAAAGGCUGGUUCCGUCGCGCUGAAUGUUAUACGAGAGAAACCCAUUGUCGAUUUCGAUGACCUUUUACCACAUAUUGGAGAAUUUGGCCGCUACCAGAAGAUCCUGUUUUUACUGAUGAUCCCGUUUGCGUUUUUCGUGGCAUUCGUUUACUUCUCGCAAAUUUUCAUCACUCUCGUUCCGGAAGAACACUGGUGCAGGGUCCCGGAAUUAGAACAUUUGUCUGUGGAAGAUCGACGUGCCUUGGCGAUUCCUGUGUACUUUGAACACGGAACCGAAUUUGACGAUGGCACUGCUUCCUACAGCCAGUGUUCGAUGUAUGCCGUCAACUUUACGGAAGUGUUGGCCAACAACAUUAAAAAAGCUGAUCCAUCUUGGCCAACUCAACCCUGCAAGCAUGGGUGGGAAUACAACUUUACGGAUGUGCCAUACAGGACGGCAGCCACCGAUUUCGAAUGGGUCUGCGAGAACACAUACCUGGGUACGUUGUCACAGUCGAUCUUCUUCGUAGGUGCAAUUGUAGGUGGACUACUAUUCGGCUGGAUCGCUGACCGGUAUGGUAGGAUACCGGCACUCGCCGGUUGCAACGUGAUAGGAUUCGCAGCUGGUGUUGCGACCGCUUUCGUCGGCAACUUCUGGCAAUUCGCUUUCUGCCGAUUUCUUGUCGGGUUCGCCUUCGAUAACUGCUUUACAAUGAUGUACAUUUUAGUUCUGGAAUACGUUGGCCCCAAAUGGCGCACUUUUGUCGCCAAUAUGUCGAUUGCACUGUUUUUCACCACCGCUUCCUGUAUGCUCCCGUGGAUCGCUUACUAUCUUGCCAACUGGAAGCUGUUUGCCAUCGUUACCUCGGCUCCGCUAGCCCUGGCCAUUUUUACACCGCUACUUGUACCGGAAUCGGCCAGAUGGCUUGUGUCGCAAGGUAAAGUGGAUAAAGCUAUUGGGAUUAUGAAGAAAUUUGAAAAAAUCAACAAAAAGACGAUUGAUCCAAAGAUGUAUCAGGAAUUUAGCGAUAGCUGCGUCCGCCUGCAGGAGGAAGAAGCCGCCAACAGUAACUACUCAGUGCUAGACCUGUUCAAGACUCCACGUUUGCGAAACAUAACCAUUCUGCUGAUCAUUAUCUGGAUGGCCAUCUCACUGGUGUUUGACGGGCACGUGCGUAACGUGGGAUCUCUCGGUUUGGAUUUGUUUUUCACGUUCACGAUCGCUGCUGCCACCGAGCUUCCAGCCGAUACUUUUCUAACCCUAACCCUGGAUCGAUGGGGUCGCCGUUGGUUGGCCUGUGGAACGAUGGUGGCUAGCGGUGUGUUCAGCUUACUUGCUACUACCGUACCACUAGGUGCUUUCUCUGCCACACUGGCAAUCCUCGGUCGUUUCAGUGUGAAUAUUUCAUACAACAUUGGGCUGCAGUACGCAGCUGAGUUACUACCAACGGUGGUCCGUGCUCAAGGUGUGGCCUUCAUUCACAUAAUGGGCUAUGUCGCAAGUAUUGUUGCACCGUUUGUGGUGUACCUUUCACAUAUUGCCCCCUCGAUGCCGUUAAUCGUGCUGGGAAUCUUUGGAAUAGUCGGAGGUAUACUUUCACUCUUUUUGCCCGAAACACUAGGACAUGACCUUCCACAGACACUGUCGGAUGGAGAAGAUUUUGGACGAGGGCAAAAAAUUUGGGACUUUCCGUGCAUGACCAAACAAGUUGACGACGGCAUUGAUGAUCUGCCGGUUGAACGUUUUACACGAUGCACCUCAAUCGGUGCUUCACUUCGGGCUUCAACAAGUGGCGAACUUCGAUCAAGCAUGUUAAAUCGAUCGAUUCGAUCACGGGUCUCAGUACGAUCAACCCAGCAGCAAUCACGGCCAGAUCAAUUGACCGAAUGCGUUUAAUACCACAGAAUUUUGCAAAUUUGUGCAGUAUCCUACCUACUUAUUUACGAGUACUUAAGAACCUUCCUAGGAGAUAGAAUAAUAGACUACUAUUUCUCACGAGUUCGGUGCUGUGUAUAUGCCGAUCGCUGAGGAAUUAAGCUUUCCACUAGUCAACCGUAUCGGAUGGUUAAUUAGAAUUGAUACUCGUAUUAUGAUCCCAACUGAAAUAACUAGAAAAAAAUUACGUGAUCAAUGAGGCAGAGAGAACCAUUAGUGCUGUGAGACACAAUUUUGGAGAACACGUUGCAUCGUUAAAUCGUGUAAUUUUAAGUAAUCGUAUUUGCCAAAAGUAUUAUUUUCCCUCAAACCGACAAAGUCACCAAGUGUACCGAGCAAUAGGAGUUCCACAGGCUGUGCUAUACAUGUACCAAAAGGUACCGCAGCCUGAAGUGUGAUACCCGUUUUAACAUGUUCUAUUGACAGUCAUCCAGCUAUAAUAGUAUUUAUAUUAAACUUAGUUGUAACCAUCUAGGUCCAUGGUAAAAUCAGCUUACCCCAGAGUAAACAAAAUGGUUUUAGUAAUUGUAUGUCCAUACUAAGGAGCACAAAUUCGAAAGACUUGAAGAAAACUGAUUUGACUUAAUCGUUGUGCUGGUUACUGUUGAAAAAACGAUCGAAAUUUUGAUGCUACCAGCAGCAGGAAUAUAAUUUUAAUUUAUUUGUUCCAUUAUUUUCAACCAUUGUGAAGUGAACAGUAAGAUUAUAUUGACAACCAAACGAUGGUACAUUCGAAACUAUUGUACUGUUUAACACGAAUAAAGCAACGAAUAUCAAGUAAAUAAUUGAUUUAUUAUUGGUUGAAAAUAGUACUAUUUCAAAUAUCUAAAAUAAACUACAAUUCGCCACUUCUGCAACCGUAAUAUGAGAAUAUUCCCAGCUCCGAAAUAUUAUUAAUAGAGAUCUUUCGUUUGCAAAUGCAACGAUGUGAGUUCCAGUUUACAGUUUUUGGGCGUUACUUCCGGGAAUCGAUACUGUCGAAGUGAAUUUGUAUCGUUAUCAACUAACAAGACCUAUUUCGCUAAUUUAGGCCUAGUUUAGAAGAGUUCUUUUUCGUGUUUUGUAUCAUCGUCUUUCAAGACGAAUCAAAAAUUUUGAAACUCAUCACUCGGAAG
Molecule: messenger RNA, 3879 nt
Organism: Malaya genurostris
Lineage: Eukaryota; Metazoa; Arthropoda; Insecta; Diptera; Culicidae
Product: organic cation transporter protein
Exons: 7
Coding region: 638-2725 (695 amino acids)
Biological process (GO): transmembrane transport
Cellular component (GO): membrane
Molecular function (GO): transmembrane transporter activity
Source: RefSeq, a predicted model, not a curated record